Messenger RNA from Cataglyphis hispanica, 3567 nucleotides. RefSeq lists its product as uncharacterized. Gene Ontology annotation, molecular function: ATP binding; protein serine/threonine kinase activity; protein serine/threonine/tyrosine kinase activity. The coding region runs from base 477 to 3371 and encodes 964 amino acids. Gene Ontology annotation, biological process: meiotic spindle assembly checkpoint signaling; peptidyl-serine phosphorylation; protein localization to kinetochore. The record is from RefSeq and is a predicted model, not a curated record. The transcript has 8 exons. NCBI's taxonomy places the organism in Eukaryota, Metazoa, Arthropoda, Insecta, Hymenoptera, Formicidae. Gene Ontology annotation, cellular component: nucleus; kinetochore; spindle.
CCAAGUUUUUUCAACGUUCAAAUUAUGUUUAAGUUUAGAAGUGAUACUUACACAUAAAAUAUAGAAACUGAUAUAUCAUAUCAGGACACAUAAAUAAAACACUAUUGUAUGUAUAUAUAUAUAUAUAUAUAUAUAUGUAUAUAUAUAUUUAUAUAUAAAUCUUCAUAUGCGCGUGUGAAUGCCUUGUAACGCGUACAUGCAUACCGUAUUUUGUCGGUGAUUCUCUUUGUUAGGCCGUUCUGCAACUAAACUAUAUACUUGUAUAGUGACAGGUGUGUGACAUGGAUAUACAUAUGUUGAAUCGAGAAUGCUUCGAGCACUCACGAUGAAAAUAUCUCGGUGAUUUCACUUUUCCGCGUACUUCAUAGCUAAAUAGAAAAUCUAGUAUCAAUUUAACCAAUGGAUUUUUAGGAUAGCAAAGAAAUAAUUCAAAUACUUUUUCUUCAGGUAUAUUUGUUCUCUGAAGACUAUCGAUAAUGUCAGAUCUUGUGGGAAACAACAGUCACAGUUCUAAUAUCACAAACGCUAGCAAAGUGCCAGUUACGCUACCAAAGUCCCAACCAGUACGCCUCUUAUAUUUAUGUGAGAGCGACGAAGAUGAUGAUGAUGACGAAAGCGAGGAGAAACCCCGCGAAUCGGAAGACGAAUCAGAUUUGGAUGGAGCGCCAAACGAUUUCGCUGAAGAUGCACCAUGGGAAUCGCGUGCAUAUGAAGCACCAGACGUUAAUCCCUCGAUUGUUUCAACAGACGGACUCUCGAGAACUACGUGCAUAUUGCCAAGGGAUGGUUGUCCAAAUGCGACUAAUAUUUUUUCCAUGCAAAAGAUAAACUAUGCGAGCAAUGAGGAAAAAUGCAAAGAUGAUGUAAAAUCUGAAGAUAAUCUGUUAGCUGACGAUUCGAAUAAACUAAAAAUUUGUGACUUCAAACAGGAGAAUAAUUCACAGAACUAUCAUAAUAGCUUUGUCUCCUCAAAGAGCCAAGCUGAUAUUGUUCAUAACUGUUCGACAGAAGUGGCCUUUCCUUUGUCAUCGCUGAUACCAGGUAAAGGGGAUUACAUUGAAAAACCUGAAAUGAAUAAGAACCUGCAACCGACAUUAAAUAGUACACGAUCGAAUCUCGAGAAUAUUUACAUAUCCGAUUUGUUGAAUAAGAAAAAGGAGAAACAAUCAUAUAACACAUUGGCUGAUAAUAAAAUACUGCACAGGAAGAGUGAGCUUAUGUUGAAUUUAAACAAGGAGGAUCAGCGAUAUAAAGGAAUGCUAUAUGAUUUUAACGACCAGGCGAAUAAAGAUUUUAACGAGGAGCCUUGCAGGAUGCCAACCAUCGUAUCGGAAUCUGCUAGCUGUAUAUCUCAAAACUUAUCCGGGAAUUUAAUACAUCCUGUACAUACAUACAACUCGCAAUACAGCACCUCCAAGUAUGAAGCGAACGAAAAGUGUACGCCAGCGAAAAACCCGUGCACACACAUGGAAUUAAGUACACCCUUAUUAAACGAAGUUCAGCGAACAUCGUUACCUACUCCAAUUAAUCGUUUAGUCUUGGAAACUCCGUUGAAACAUCUGUCAGUUGGUUCGGUGCAUCCGAAUCCAUGCGCAUCGCAUAAACAAUUGUUUCGGACCCCGCAGAGUAAAUUGUCUGAUGAUUUAAGCAAAAGUCACAUUCAAACUCCUUCUACCAUAUUGUCCAGUUGGUGUUACAAUAACACACUAUUAGAAGGAAAAAACCUCAUUGCAAAGGACCAUACACAAAUAUCUAGAAAUACUGUUUGUACGCCUAUUGUAGAGAAGCCGGACUCCGCGAGAGUGAAUGCCAAGAACGUGAGACGGCCUUUAGCUGAUGCUACGUUAGUAUAUAGCGAUUCUUCGGUAGUUCAUCCUUUGGAAUCGAAGCCAUCCGUUACAUUACACGCACGUAUUGAAACAAAAACCGUCGCGUCUGAAUUACAACAAGAAGACAGAAGCAAGAAAUUGGAUGCAAAAUUGCUGAUGCAGACAGAAAUGAAUUAUCAUAACGAUCCCAAAUUUGUCAAACCUACUGAGGAAACGAAGGACAACAAACAGUUCACCAAUAUGCCUGACACAUUGCUAGCAAGUAGCACAAAGAUUGUGCCGAGUAAAAAUGAAAUUAAACGAAAUAUGAUAAUCGGAUCUGAUACGGGCCUAAAACAUUCCUUGGAUUCCUUGCAAAUCCUGAAUAAGUAUAGCGAGGGAGAUUACGGGAUUGUAUCGGAAUGCAAUCGUUAUUCAGUUCGCGAGAAGAAACGCGAAGAGGCUCAACAGAUCGUAGAUAGAAUGACGAACAUGCAGUUUACCAUACCAUCGAGCAUUCCUCCCCAACGACAAGGCAAAACAUUAUAUGUGAAAGACAGAGAGUAUUUGAUCUUGGGUUCUCUUGGUCGUGGAAUGAGCGGCGAAGUUCUACGAGUACAGGAUAUAUCUUUCGGCGAGUUACGCGCUAUCAAAUGCGUCGACUUAAGCAAGAUGGACAAAGAAUCGGCCCAGGGCUGCUUGGAUGAGAUUUCCAUGUUGCGUAAAUUACAGGCGCCCUGUAUCGUCAAAAUGUUUGACUAUGAAAUCAGAGGAUCUAUGGUUUUUGUAGUGAUGGAAAUGGGUGACACCGAUCUCAGCAGACUUCUUAAGUCCAUGUCCCAGGAGAAGCAAAUUUCUCUCACAAUGAUUCUGUAUUACUGGACAGAGAUGCUCACCGCUGUAAGACACAUACACGAUAAUGGAGUCAUACACUCGGAUUUAAAACCGGGAAACUUUUUAUUGGUACGCGGCCGGCUCAAAUUGAUAGAUUUUGGCAUCGCUUCCAGUGUAAAUUCUGACAUGACAUCUGUUCUGAAAAGUAAUACAAUUGGAACAUUGAAUUAUAUCAGUCCAGAAGCCCUAAUGGACAUCGGUAGCAACACGGAUUCGCCUACGCACAAUGUUAAAUACAAAAUAAGUUUCAAGUCGGAUGUAUGGUCAUUGGGAUGCAUCCUGUACAGCCUAGUGUAUGGCCACACACCGUUCCAACAUAUACGUUCUCAAUGGGCAAAGGUGAAUGCCAUAACUAAUCCGAAACUGAACAUUUUGUUCCCGGCCACGGCAUCUUUUCUGGCGAGCGGCAAGGAUCUUCAGGAUCGCGAGCGCACGCCGCCCAUUUUGAUCGAUGUGAUGCGGAAGUGCCUUCAGCAUGAUCCGAAAGCGAGACCCACGGUCUCGCAAUUGUUGCAGGUGCAGUAUGUACCCACCACGCAAAAUGUCACGUCAAUCACGACAUCCGCCAACAUUCCGGCGAACAUUCUCGUGAAAAUAAAGCAAGCUUUGAAUGAGGAAGAGUGGCGACAGUUGGUUCAGGUAUUGGACACAAAGCGACAUUAUACAUAAUAUCAAAGUAAUAACUUAUAGAUUUACUGAUGUACAUAAAAGUAUUUGUAAAUACAUACAAGAGACAAUUUUCAGCGAGAUACAAAUGUAUAGAAACAAUUGGUUGGACAUGUGUAUCAAGAACAAGGCUAAUGACGAAAAUAACACACACACGUACACACACACAUAUGCAUAUAUAUAUAUAUAUAUAUAUAUA